This is a messenger RNA of Lytechinus variegatus (green sea urchin), 5376 nucleotides long. RefSeq names its product ubiquitin carboxyl-terminal hydrolase 2-like. Gene Ontology annotation, cellular component: cytosol; midbody; postsynaptic density. Gene Ontology annotation, molecular function: cysteine-type deubiquitinase activity. Bases 635 to 2440 code for a protein of 601 amino acids. Gene Ontology annotation, biological process: protein K63-linked deubiquitination; protein K48-linked deubiquitination; Ras protein signal transduction. The record is from RefSeq and is a predicted model, not a curated record. NCBI's taxonomy places the organism in Eukaryota, Metazoa, Echinodermata, Echinoidea, Temnopleuroida, Toxopneustidae. The transcript is spliced from 13 exons.
GUCACGUGAUUUACCGCCAUUUUAAUGGUGAUCUCUUCGAAGAUGUAAAUAAGCCUGCGACCGCAGUGACCUACCUUGGUUUACUCAAUAAAUUCAGCCUUUUGAAGCCGUUUAUUCUGGAGUGAAAGCAAAGGAAACUCAACUAAAAUAAACAAGACAUAUAAAAGCUGACUUGGCAGUUUGCAACAUAUUUUUUCAUUGAAGUUAUAUAUCAAGGUGGUCACAGAACAAGUUUCAAGAAAAAAAGUACAAGGAAAGAAAAAAAAAUCUGGAUUUCUAAUGAAAAAGUGUACUGGAGAUAAUCAUGUGAAUCUUUUAAACAUCACAUGCUUCCUUUUCAAAUGGACAACGCAAGAACACAUGGAUGUCAGUUUUAAAUUGCAUUUGAUAAUGAUUGAUUUUAGACAAGGAUUCACAUGACAUCUGUGUCAGUUUCUGAAAUCAGGCUAUGAGGCAUUCGUUCCAAGAGAUACCAUUAUAGAACCAAAUAACUGACCACAGAAUUGCAACAGCUUCACAUAGAAAACUGAUUGGACUCAAUACUUCUUGGAUGUAAAAGGUGGAGUUCUCCCAUUGGGUCAAGUGCAAUUCAGAUCCCACUCGCUACCCCGAUGUAUAGCUUGAGAAUGAAACCAUGCCUGUACGUGUGCGCCCCUCCCCAGUGACCUACCAUGGGCACUCUACAACAAGAACCAGCAUGAUACCCCGCCCCCCAGCUAGCUACCAGAGUACAGGCAGCUCUUCCAUUCGGCGACGCAUCGCACCACGCGCCACCCAACAUGCCCUCGACACAUCCUCGUACAGCAAGCCGGCCAGCUUGUAUUCGAGCAGCUACGGCUCGCCAUCCAGCACCAGCCGCGAUGCCUACCGCCCUCAUCGGACCAGCAUCACCAGUCGAACCUCCACCAACCCCAUCACCGCCACGUACGAGCCAAAUAAAUACGGUGCCGACUCCUCAAAUAUCACCACCUACAGUACUAAAUACGCCUCGAGGUCGCUCCGACAAGAGCAGCGUAGCCCGAGCGUGUCUUCGCUAUCUCGGGACCUACUGAAGCUGCCUCUUAUGGACGAUUCCCCGUCCAGGACGUAUAAGAGUUCAAAUUUUGGCAGCGUGCCUGAUAACCUUUAUAAAUCUUCCAUCGAGGACUUGAACGCACCACGUCCACGGGAUAGCUCCGAGAGCAGGACUUCAUCUGCGAAUAACACGGAAGAGGUCAAGGAUAGCUACAGUAGGACAGAAAAAACAUACCGACCUUCACUGACCAAUAGGGGGUCAAGCUAUUCAACCCUCAAAAGAACUCCAAGUAUUGUGAAAUUAUCAAAUAGGAGAUCAAGUCUAGGUGAUUAUUCUUCAAGAUCGACAGCUGGAGAGUACGGUCUUUCCACGAUCAAAGGAGCAGGAAAAAGAGGGCUGAAAAACAUAGGAAACACGUGUUAUAUGAACACCAUUAUCCAGUGUCUGUCUUCCAUUCCGGAGUUGUCCAAGUAUUGCCUUCAGAUGGAUAACUUCAUGCACAACGAUCAUGUUAACAGCAAUAGCUACCACUCUGGCAAACUCUUUCAAGAGUUUGCCGAGACUCUCAAGAAACUCUGGGACCCCGACUCUACCGUCAGCUCCUUGACGCCGCACAACCUCAAGCGUCAAAUUGGCAACAUGCUCAGUCAUGAGUUUCGUGGCUACAGGCAACAUGAUGCUGCAGAGUUUUUAUUGAGUCUUCUUGCUGAGUUGAGUGAAGAUGUUAACAGAGUCAAGAAUCCCCCCAGGCUGGGUGCUAUGCCAGAGAACCUCAACCCCGUUGAUCUUGCCAAUCUCAUGUGGCGGCGCCAGCAACAGCUGACCCAGUCCAUCAUAUUUGACCUCUUCAAUGGCCUAACACGCAGCACACUAAGAUGCUCCACAUGUGACUACGUCUCAGUGACCUUUGAACUCUUCUACGACCUCUCAGUGCCUAUUCCUACGGGGUGUAGUUCCCUAGCUGAUGCCUUAGAGCUGUAUACCAAACCAGAAACAUUAACAGGAGAAAACAAAUUCCGAUGUGAAAAGUGCAAGACGUUACGAUCGGGUACCAAGAAGAUGGAGAUAGAGAGAUGCCCUAAAGUUCUUAUCAUCCAAUUAAAGAGGUUUUCAUCGUCACACACCGGACUGACACGGAAGGUAGACACUCAUGUAGAUGCACCACUUCGGGGUCUUGAUCUCAGCAAUAACCUAUCACAAGACGCCGAUCCGUGUUCCCGUUACCACCUACAGGCCGUGUGCAAUCAUUAUGGGGGGACUGCAGGGGGUCACUACAUAGCGUACUGCAGACAUCCUGAAGAUGACCAGUGGUACAAGUAUGACGAUGAAAGAGUCACACAACUAAAGGAGUGCAAUGUUGUAACAUCCAACGCCUAUAUCCUCUUCUAUACUUCCAAGAUAAGCCGUAAGGACUCCAGGCUAUGAUAGCCGUUAUCCCUUCUGUGCGUCGCCAUCAGAACAAACCAAUAAGACAGUCAGAACCCUACCUGUCAAGGACAAUUGCUGUAGACAUCAAGAAUCUCCAAACAGAUGCCCAUUUGGAAGCAAGCAAGCUUCUUGUACUGCACCAUGUCCAGGUGUAUUGUCCUUUGGUGAUUCAAGAAUAGCCUUUCUCCUGGAUACCUACUCACCAAUGCCAAACUGCCAAUCCUCCCCAAGGUGCCAGUCAACCCUGACUCUAUGGCCCAUAUUCUCAAAAGAACUGUCAACUGUACCAUGGUACCAAACCACGGACUAUGCAGAUUUGUGUACAUAAUUAUGCUUAUUUAAUCACCUAAACUGAGGAGAAAAGUCCAAUUGUAAGUACGCAAUUUCGGCAAAGUGCGCCUAAUUGAAGCACAAUGAUACUAAAUAUCUGUAUAGUCCAUGGAUUUGUACCAUGGUUCAAUCGAAACCUCAUGAGAAGACAGGCCUUUGUGUCAGCAGAUGCCUUAGUAAGCAGCUAGAUAGCUUCUUGCAUUGUGUUAUGUGUUGAUAAGUGGCACGAUGGCAAUUGAAGACUAGCCUUACCUUUGUUACCAAUCAAUGCUAGACUGUAACCCUUCACUUUCAUGACAUUUCGUCCUGGGCCCUUUGUCAUAAAGCUUAGCGAUUGAUUGGUCAUGGGGAUGAUUUUUACGAAUGACCAUAAGUGAUAAUCAAUGGCAAUCAAUCGUAUCAAUGAACACCCCAUGAUCGAUUUCUUAGCUUUAUGUAAUUGGGGUCCUGAAGAUGCCUUUCGAAGAAGCCUGAUUGGUGACCUGCAUUCCAUGUCAAGGUUGGUAGCACUACUGACCCUGCACCUUACCUCCAGAAUUGCCCAUGUCCACCACCCAUCAAAGCCCUCUUUAAAUCUCAACAUUGUUUUGUGUUGGUCGAAAACAUAUUAAAAAAACAUGUAUAUGGCACCAUGAAGGCUGAUGGGAAUCUAUGUAAAGAUGCCUUGUCUGAAUACUCAAUAGCUACUGACAUUGCACCAUCUCUAGAUAGGUGGCUUGAGUGACCUUGCUUUUGAGUUACUGAUAAGCUUGCAUCCUCUGACACUCAACAAUAUAUAUCUGUUUUUCUGAUUUAUGUGUGCUAGGUGAUCUGGGAAGAUGCAUUCUUUUAGAGUUUUCCAAAGGAAAUUAUUGCCAGACACUCAAGCCCAUAUUCUCAAAAGAGGUUUCAAUUAUGCUAUGGUACAAAACCUUGAACUGCGCAAAUGUUUUGUCCAUAAUUAUGCUCAUUUCAUGGCGUACACAAAGAAAAAUCCCAUUAAACGUGUGUCCUUGGCAAAGGGUGCUCAAAGGGAUGCGCAAUAAAACAAGAAAUCUGCACAAACCAUGUUUUUUUUACCUGAGUACAAAUUGAAACCUCGUUUGAGAAUAUGGGUCUCGCUGUCAAUUUUGAUUCUUGAAUAGGUUGGCAGCACUUGAUUCAACAUUUAGACAACAUUAGUGAUUUAGGGGCCAUCUCAUAAAGAGUUACAACUAUUGUAACUUUGCCAUUAUGGCAACUACUAUGUUAACAGGGCUCGGCAGCCAAUCAGAAUCAAGGUUUUCAUGGAAGUUACACUAAGUCUUCAUGAAAUGGUCCCCUGAUCUAAAGGCCGCAAUCCGACUUUGGAACAUAUCACUUUUUGCUUGUUUUCUGAGAAUGUGAAUGGAAAGUGUCUUUGUGUUUCAGGUUUAGAUCGGUGGUAAGAAUACCAAUUUGACAAUUUUGGAUGAUUGCAAGCUUUUAUUUUGGAGUAAAGGCCACCAAAUUCAUUUCAAAUUUUAGCCAACCGUACAAUUAUUAUGACAUCAUUAUGACUAGAUAUUCAAUUCGGUUUCAUUCUAAUAAGGAUGGUAGCAUACGAUAGUCACAGAUUUGGAUAUUAUAAGUAUUCACACAAUGAUUUAAAACUUUACCAGUAAGAUGUUCCAUGCCUCAAUAUUUGCAUCAAAUUUUACUACAUUUUAUAAUUUUGGUUGCAGAUCAAACUUAAGAUGUGCGGUGGCAUUUAGGUUCAGUGAUAUCAGAAUGAAAAUGGCAUUACCAAAGCUUGCAACCUGCAACCGUACCGUCCCAAAAGAUUUUGUAGUGGACAAUUUUUCAAUUUCUUCCAUGGAGCUUGUUAGUACCUGGGCUUAGAGGAGAUAGUCAUUGCUGACAUCUGCCAUGAAAGAUAUAUAAUUAACCGUAUUCCUCUGCAAAUCUCUUCGAGUCAAUCUUUCAAAAUACUCCCUUUGCAAAUCUCUUGAAGUCAAUCUUUCAAAAUACUCCCUUUGCGAUUCGCUUGAAGUCAAUCUGUCAAAAUAAGUCCUUUGCAAUUCUCUUGAAGUCAAUCUUUCAAAAUAAUUCCUUUGCAAAAUCUCUUGAAGUCAAUCUGUAAAAAUAUUUCCUCUGCAAAUCUCUUGAAGUCGAUCUUUCAAAAUAAUUCUUCGAGAACAAGUGCUUGUCUGUGUUACAAUAGUUGGAGAACACAAAUUGCUGUUCUUGGCUACAUUUAGUGAAAUUAGCUGAAAGCAAUUAAAACAAAACACGGUGCUGUAUAUCUAAUAGAGAACUCCAUUCAAAAUGUGCCAACAGUCAGGUCAAAAAAAGGAAAAGAAAUUGGGAUGAUUACUCUUGUGAUUUAAUUAGAGUAUUCCACGCUUCUGAAUUUAUCUUAAAGAUAGUAGUAUGUAUUUGAUAACACAGUGUCUGGGUCAUACAUGUAGCUAGUUGAAUUGAAGGAGGUCAAUCUCCGCAAGGAUAUGUCAAGUGGAAGUUUCGUUAGUCUGCUUUGUAGCAAAUUUUAGCUCAGAAAUACCAAUGUUAAGACAGAUCUCGGUAAUGUAUAAUGUCAUUUGUUUAAAAAGUAUAUGUACAGUAUCCCUGUUUUGGGACAAAAGAGUGAUCCCAGCUUUGCUUUU